AUGAAUGAGCAACUCGAUGUCUGGCUCGACGACAAGAGCCAUUCUGUCGAAGGCCACAUUUUCAACUGCACUCUUACAUUCCGUAACAAGGUUAUAUGGGGGCCCAUUCAUUGCCACGAUAACACGGUUGAGCUGAGAAACGCCAUUCACCAGGCGGAUAAGCGCUUCGACAUGUCCUUUACCAAGAAGGAUCACACUGUUGAAGGUCACAUAAAGUAUAUCAGCGUUAAGUCGAACGGCCAAGUUCUUCUAGACAAACUCUCUACUCACGAUAAUAUGGCCGGCUUGGUUGCCGCUAUCAACGCCGCUCUAGGUACUGCUAGCGAGGACUCGUAG
This is a messenger RNA of Clonostachys byssicola, 336 nucleotides long. Lineage: Eukaryota; Fungi; Ascomycota; Sordariomycetes; Hypocreales; Bionectriaceae. The record is from the annotation of a GenBank genome assembly.